GGAAGCCACAAACAAGUAUGUGGGAUAGAGGUGGGAUGGGGACAACAUGAUGUCACGAAGGGAGAGAUCAGGCUUAUGAUUUGUUACUGACUUAGAUACGCCCGUUUGGAUGUGAAAGACAAGCUUUGUCUCUUUCAGCCCAGCAAACACCUGCUCCUAAAGCUCACACGAUAAUCAUGGACUCCAACAAAGUGGUGGAAAACAUCUACCUUCUGGUCAUCGUCACUCUUGUCAGCGUGCUUCAGAAUGUUUUUUUCGCACAGAAGGUGGAGAGGGAAUGCAAGAACCAAAAUACCCGCACAUCAGCUUUUGAGCGAGUGUCUUGUGCCAAUCGCAACUGCAUGGAUGCUUACCCCACUUUCUUGGCAGUAAUGUGGUGUGCUGGUCUGUGCCUCAGUCAAGCUCCCGCUGCUUUCGCUGGGAUCAUCUAUCUUGUUGUCAGGCAGAAGUACUUUGUUGGAUACUUGGGACAAACCUCUCAAAGCACCCCAGGAUACCUGUUUGGAAAACGGGUCAUCACCUUCCUUUCCCUGAUGUGUGUCGUUGGCAUCGCCAACUACCUGCUGGUGCGCUUCUACGGCAGCGACUAUAAAGAAUAUGUGGAAACCAUCACUCAAGCUGCAACUGCUCUUCUGCUUAUCCCCUAAAUGAGUUUGUGUCUUUCCAUGUUAAUCCUUUAGCUCCUGGAUCUCUGUUGCAUUAAAACACUGUUUAAAAGAUUCAUUGCAUUUGUUGGAAAAAAUAAUAAAACCAUUUUCACAACCAAA
Molecule: messenger RNA, 767 nt
Organism: Oreochromis niloticus (Nile tilapia)
Lineage: Eukaryota; Metazoa; Chordata; Actinopteri; Cichliformes; Cichlidae
Gene: alox5ap
Product: arachidonate 5-lipoxygenase-activating protein
Exons: 5
Coding region: 177-647 (156 amino acids)
Biological process (GO): leukotriene biosynthetic process
Cellular component (GO): nuclear envelope; membrane; endoplasmic reticulum
Molecular function (GO): leukotriene-C4 synthase activity; enzyme activator activity; glutathione transferase activity
Source: RefSeq, a predicted model, not a curated record